This is a messenger RNA of Gopherus evgoodei (Goodes thornscrub tortoise), 1864 nucleotides long. Its product is annotated as serpin B4-like. NCBI's taxonomy places the organism in Eukaryota, Metazoa, Chordata, Testudines, Testudinidae. The transcript is spliced from 8 exons. Gene Ontology annotation, molecular function: serine-type endopeptidase inhibitor activity. Gene Ontology annotation, biological process: negative regulation of endopeptidase activity. The record is from RefSeq and is a predicted model, not a curated record. Bases 99 to 1304 code for a protein of 401 amino acids.
CUAAACAUGUCAAUUGCCUAACAAACAGACCCAGAACUUGGCCGAGGACACAAAUAAUUCCUUCUCUCUCAAAGGACUCUAAGCUUUUCAUUUUCACAAUGAGCUCCAUCAGUGAAGCAACUACCAAAUUUUGCCUUGACCUUUUCAAAGCACUGAAUGAAGAUUAUCCAUCUGAAAAUAUCAUCCAUUCUCCUCUGAGUAUCUCAGCUGCCCUGGGCAUGGUCCUUCUUGGGGCCAGAGGUGAUACUGCUGCCCAGAUACAAAAGGUUCUUCGCUUCACUGAACUUAGAGAAAAUGAAAAUCCAGGAACAGGAAGAUCUUCAGAAGCAACAAGUGAUGUUCCUGGUGAUCAGUGUGAUAUACCUGGAGGGAUUCAUUCCCAGUUUAAUGACAUCUUCUCAGCAAUCAACAAACCUACCACUUGCUACGAGCUGGCUAAUGCCAACAGACUGUAUGGAGAAAAGACAUUCAAUUUUCUUCAGCAAUACCUAUCCUGCAUACAAAAGUUAUACCAGGCUGAAUUGAAACCAUCUGAUUUUCGAAAUGCUGCAGAGGAAACCAGAAAGCAGAUAAAUUUGUGGGUUGAAACCUUUACAAAGGGUAAAAUCAAGGAUCUCUUUGUCCAAGACAGUCUUUCUGCUGAUACUGUGUUAGUUCUCGUGAAUGCUGUCUACUUCAAAGGGCAAUGGGCAGUGGAAUUUAAGAAAGAAAACACCAAAGAAAGACCUUUUCAGAUUAACAAGACUACAAGUAAACCUGUGCAGAUGAUGUACCAUCAGGGCACGUACAAAAUAGCUACAAUAGAGGAGCAUCACAGUCAGGUGCUUGAACUCCCAUACAAGGGUGGUGACCUGAGUAUGUAUAUACUGCUGCCAAAAGACUACAUGGGUCUAACACAGCUGGAAAAGGAACUUACCUAUGAGAAAUUAUCAACUUGGAUUAGCCCCAACCAUUUGAAAGAAGAUGAAGUGGAGGUGGCUCUUCCUCGGUUCAAAAUUGAGACAACUGCUCAACUUAACAAAUAUUUAAAGGCUUUAGGAAUGACUGAUGUGUUUCACCAGAGAGUAUCAGAUUUAUCUGGAAUGGCAGAAGUAGGUCGCCUGUUUGUGAGUCACAUUGUCCAUAAGGCUUAUAUAGAGGUCAAUGAAGAGGGCACUGUGGCAGCAGCUGCAACUGGAAUUGGAAUAAGUACAACCUCACUACGUAUUCCUGUACAGUUUGUAGCUGAUCACCCUUUCCUCUUCUUUAUCAGACACCAAAAAACCAAAUGCAUUCUCUUCUAUGGUAGAUUUUCUUCCCCUUAAAGGAAAAUCUCCAAUUAAGACAAGAGAAAUCCCAGGCCAUGGAACUAUAGUACAGAAAAUACAACAGAAAUGUUAUUCUCUUCAUUUUCUCUUUUCCUUGCACUGUAUCUAGAUAGUGACUCCAUAGUUAUGAGUGAAAAUGCACACUAUGCUCAUGGUAGGACUGUGAUACUAGCACUACAGUCUUACCUUGUCUGCUCUUUUCCUCCCCUGCAAACUUGCUUCUGGUUCUUAUUUAGAGAAUGUCCCAUUCUCUCAGCACCUGAGGAAGGGCUCUUCUGCUAAGUCCUAGAUCACUAGGAAUCUCCUUGAACCAGAGCUCUGAUAACUAGUAGUGAAAUAAAGAACUAUGAAUUUUAUUAAUCAUCCUGAACUGAAUGGGUAUCAACACAAGCAUUGCCCAAACUCCUGCAGUGGAGAACCUGGCCCAAAGUUGUAGCAAUGUAACAGGUGAAUAAUCAGGCACAUUGUUUUCACAGUUAUUGUUAUUGCCCUUCUGCCACCUUUACUACUCCUGGAGGAAUUCUGUGCCAAAAAAAUUAAAAACUCUGUGCACAAUA